Molecule: messenger RNA, 840 nt
Organism: Penicillium argentinense
Lineage: Eukaryota; Fungi; Ascomycota; Eurotiomycetes; Eurotiales; Aspergillaceae
Product: SDR family NAD(P)-dependent oxidoreductase
Exons: 1
Coding region: 1-840 (279 amino acids)
Molecular function (GO): oxidoreductase activity
Source: RefSeq, a predicted model, not a curated record
AUGUCUCUCCAGAGCGGUGCUCGCCUUGGCGAUAAAGUAGCCAUAGUCACUGGAGGUUCUCGCGGUAUCGGCGAGCGCAUUGCAUUUGAACUUGCGCAGAAUGGAGCCAAGGUAGGAGCUUUUCAACUACCUUGUAUCAAAGUCGAAAGGCAAAUCAGCUCACAUGUUAUCAAGGUUUCAAUUACAUAUACAUCGGCCGGAAGUGAGGCGCGCCUGAAUGAUUUGAUACAACGUGUCAACGCGCUCGAUAAUGGUUCCUCUGCUAUCGGUGUAAAGGCCGAUCUGCGGGACCCCGCAUCCCCAGCAAAAAUCGUCACAGAAACAAUCCAGCAUUUCGGCGAGCACAUUGAUAUCCUGGUCAACAACGCCGGCGUCGAGCUCGUCAAGCCUCUCCAGGAGAUCACAGUGGCCGAUUUUGGGUUUGUUUACGACCUCAACGUCCGCGCGCCCAUGCUCAUGCUGCAGUCUGUCCUACCGUAUUUACGUGCCCCAGGGCGAAUUAUUAACAUUGGCUCUGUUGGCGGGCGGUAUGGGUUUAAGCAGCUGUCUGUUUAUUGUUCUUCGAAGUCAGCACUGGAAGGCUUGACAAGAUGCUGGGCAGCUGAGCUAGGGUUAAGUGGGCACACUGUUAACUGUGUGAACCCGGGCCCUGUCCAGACGGAACUCAUGGAUAAUAUUCCCAAGGAGACUAUUGCGAUGCAAAAAAGCCAAACCCCUAUACAGAACAGGAUAGGUACCGUGGAGGAUAUUGCGCCGGUAGUGGUCUGGCUUGCUAGCGAGGAGAGCAAAUGGAUUACUGGCCAGGUUGUCUCGGCUAGUGGAGGGUGGGCCAUGUAUUAG